AUGACACAGAGACCACUGGACUACUUGGAUGUUGGAGAGCACUCACAAGUGAUCUUGAGGUUUCGUAAUUACGUUCCUCGAGACGUCGUCCUCAGGCGAUUUUGCCUUCCGCGGCCUUCCGUCGAAGAACUUGAGAAGCAGAUUGACAGAGAAGCAACUGACGCUAUCAAUUCGUCCGCCAACGAGGAUGUGGUGGCUCAGAUAGCACCCCGUCGGCCGAACUGGGAUCUGAAGCGGGACGUGGAGAAAAAGCUUGCAGUCCUUUCCCGAAAGACGGACAUGGCGAUCGUCGAUUUGAUUCGCAUGAAGAUCAAGAACAGCGGCAUAGAAAAGGCUGUUCCAAAAGUUGCUCCCGAUGGUGCGGAAGAAGUACUUUCUCACCAGGAUCGGGAAAUUGCCCACUCAGUAGUGAACGCUAUGCGUGACUUAGAGCAAAUUGAAGACGAAGAACGUGACUGA
Messenger RNA from Toxoplasma gondii ME49, 459 nucleotides. RefSeq names its product cwf18 pre-mRNA splicing factor protein. NCBI's taxonomy places the organism in Eukaryota, Apicomplexa, Conoidasida, Eucoccidiorida, Sarcocystidae. The coding region runs from base 1 to 459 and encodes 152 amino acids. Gene Ontology annotation, cellular component: U2-type spliceosomal complex; post-mRNA release spliceosomal complex. The transcript is spliced from 2 exons. The record is from RefSeq and is a predicted model, not a curated record.